GUGUAAGAGAAACGAAAAACAAAAUCCAACCGAACUUCAAACAUCAAAGUUCUCACAGAUGACAUCUUCUUGAGUUGGUUCGUCAUCGCCGGGCAACAGCGACCGUCUCCGCCGCGCCUCGCACCUCCGGCGACGCACAGCCGUCUCCUCUCACCAGCUCAGAAUCGCUUAAAAGAUAAAACCUUUCUGCCCUUAUCCUUUACAUUGUGCUUAUCCUUUUUCUUCGUUUCAAUUAAUCUCCCUUAUGCAAUUAAUUCAACAAAUUCCAUGGCCUGUAAUUGCCUUAUCCGUUCUCCAUCUCCGCCCAUAGUCCUACUUAGGCGGCCUCGUCCCAAAUCCAUUUUCCCCAUUUCGUGCAGCCUUUCUGCAAACCCAGAAAACGCUUCAGUGGAAGAAGAGUCGAAGCUCAAGCGGGCCCCACUAGAUUUGCUCAAGCUCUCAGUGACACUAACCGCAGUCUCAUCCUCUCUCCCCAAGCCCUCUUCAGCUGCACCCAAAGUGUCCAAGAAAAGGCAGUCAGGGAAAAAAACCGGGGUCAUAACCCCUUACGAGCUGCAGAAAUGGUGGGAGGGGCUUCCUUUGGUGUCCCACAGGCUCCAUUAUACUGAAAUAUUGGAUUUGAUGAGAGAAAAUAAGCUGAAACACAUUGUGAAAUCCUCGGAUGGCAAAUUAAAGUGGCGGGGGGCAGUCGUUCUGGUGGUUUUUGAUGAUGACAGGGUUUUCCGGGCAGUUUUGCCCUCGUUCGAGAGUGAUCCGGCUUUCUGGGAAGAAUGGGACGAGUUGAAAAUCGAUGGCCUCUGCAUGAAUGCUUACAGUCCGUCCGUAAAGCGUCCUGAUAUGCCAAAUCCUUACCUUGGAUUCUUGAACAAAUUCGCCAAGUCGAUUUUCUCGUUGGUCAUGGGGCCGCCUCAGUCGAAAAAGGCACUAGAGUUACAGAGAAUGAGAGAGCAGAUAAAAAAGAGGAGGAGUGACGAGCUGGAAAGGAUGAAAGAAGAAAGGGAGUUGGUAGAAAUGGAGAUGAAAAUGCAGAAGAAGCUGGAGGAGAAGCAGAGAAGAAUGGAACUUAAGCAAUUAAACUACCAAAGAUCCCUUCGCCAGGCGCAGAGAACCUCGAUUAUGCAGUCCAAAAUGUGGGAAGAGUUGGCUAAAAAUGGAUUUGUCACGUCAGGCCUUGGUUUGUUUUUUUUCUACUUAUUUUACCAGACGGUGGUUCUUAAAUACAAAAAGCAGAAGAAGGAUUACGAGGACAGGUUGAAGAUAGAGCAAGCGGAGGCUGAGGAGAGAAAGAAAACGAAGGAGCUGGAAAAGGGAGUGACCGGAAUUAAGGGUGAUAGAGAGGAAGGGGCAAAAGGGGAAGGAAAUCCUUACGUGAUGAUGGCGAAGAAGUUCACUAUGUCUGGGGCCCGCGUCCGUGGAGCUAAGACCAAGAAGCUCCCACAGUAUUUGGAAAAAGAUGUGGAUGUGAAGUUCACUGAUGUGGCCGGGCUCGGAAAAAUCAGGAUCGAGCUCGAGGAGGUUGUGAAAUUCUUCACUCAUGGGGAUAUAUACCGGAGGCGGGGGGUGAAAAUACCUGGAGGUAUACUUCUAUCUGGGCCCCCUGGCGUGGGGAAGACUUUGUUAGCAAAAGCGGUGGCUGGUGAGGCAGGUGUAAAUUUCUUCUCCAUUUCCGCAUCUCAGUUUGUUGAGAUGUAUGUUGGAGUCGGUGCUGCUCGUGUUCGAUCACUUUACGAGGAAGCAAAACAAAAUGCUCCAUCUGUUGUUUUCAUUGAUGAACUGGAUGCUGUAGGAAGAGAACGUGGUCUGAUUAAGGGAUCGGGUGGCAAAGAACGUGAUGCUACUCUAAAUCAGCUUCUUGUGUGCUUAGAUGGGUUUGAAGGCAAAGGUGAAGUCAUCACUAUUGCCUCCACAAAUAGGCCCGACAUUUUGGAUCCAGCACUUGUGAGGCCCGGGAGGUUUGACCGGAAAAUAUGGAUUCCUAGGCCUGGGCUGAUAGGCCGUAUCGAAAUUCUCAAGGUUCAUGCUCGGAAUAAACCAAUGGCCCCGGACGUUGAUUACAUGGUUGUUUCUGCUUCGACAAAUGGGAUGGUUGGUGCUGAGCUGGCGAACGUGAUUGAGGUUGCUGCAAUCAACAUGAUGCGUGAUGGGCGUAAAGAGAUUACCACUGACGACUUGUUACAAGCUGCAGAAAUGGAAGAAAAUGGGCCGCUAGAAAGAAAAGAGAGAAGCCCAAAUAUGUGGAGGCAAAUAGCUACAAAUGAAGCAGCUAUAUUAGUGGCUGCCGUCAACUUCCCGGAACUCAGAAAUAUUGAGUUUGUGACGCUAGCACCAAGAGCUAGAAAUGACUUUGGUUAUGCACGAAUGAAAUUCGAUAACUUGAAAUUCGACACUGGCAUGUUAAGCCGGCAGUCUGUCUUGGAUCACAUAACCGUCCUACUCGCUCCACGUGCAGCUGAUGAACUCAUCAACGGGAAAAAUCGGUUGAGUACAAUAUCGUCAGCCCCUUCAAAUGGUGCCAGAUCAGCUGCGAGGGCUUUAGUUCUCGGUGGCCUUUCUGAGGAGCAUUAUGGAUUGAACAAUUUCUGGACUACAGAAAAGAUAGAACAUAUUGAUAUAGAGGCGCUGAAGAUCCUGCACUCGUGCUAUGAACGUUCAAAAUCGAUAAUUCAGGAUAACAUGGAUCUCUUGGAUGCUAUUGCUCGUGAGCUUGCGGAGAAGAAAACUUUAACGAAAGAAGAAUUCUUCAACUUAGUCGAGCUGCAUGGGUCCCUUCAACCUCCGCCACGUAGCAUAGUCGAUAUCAGAUCAGAAAAAUUGUUAGAGCUGCAAAAUAUGAUGGCCCACAAUGAGAAAGCACCUGUCGAGUUAAAUGUAUAAGCCUGUUCAGUUAAGAAAGAAAGAAAAAAAAAAUCGCAAAUCUGAAAAUCAGCUCUAAAGCAGAGGAGAUAAGGAGCGAUGGGUUUGCAAUUUAACUGAUCAAAUUUGGCGCCGAGCACGGUUGACAUAUCACCUCGAACAACAAAGGGCAUCGAGAGAGGGACGAUUUCGAGCUCGGUUAUUGCUAGUGUAUUUGUGGUUUAGAUAUGUUUUUUGUUGUUUGUUUUACAAAGCUUCUCACCAAAGUAGUUGUUGAUUUCAAGCAGGUCACGUGAUAGUUUGAUUGUAGUUUAUGAAUAGUAUUUUUUUAUUUAUUUAAGUGAUAUUUGCUUUUCCUAUGAAAAACAUAGUUUUUGAAUUGACGUGCAGACUUUGGGUCAUCGGGUUAAUUGCUG
Molecule: messenger RNA, 3269 nt
Organism: Striga asiatica
Lineage: Eukaryota; Viridiplantae; Streptophyta; Magnoliopsida; Lamiales; Orobanchaceae
Source: the annotation of a GenBank genome assembly